Molecule: messenger RNA, 3327 nt
Organism: Debaryomyces fabryi
Lineage: Eukaryota; Fungi; Ascomycota; Pichiomycetes; Serinales; Debaryomycetaceae
Exons: 1
Coding region: 1-3327 (1108 amino acids)
Source: RefSeq, a predicted model, not a curated record
AUGGAAGUUCCCUUUAAAGCAAGAAUGUCAGUUGAUGACAUUAGUUUAGAUUCCAGGCCUGUGGUUAUACCAGAGAGAAGAGCUCGAUCGAGUUCCCCAGUUAAGAACCGUCGUUCGUUACCACCAAAUUUCUUUGACAUGAAACUACCUUCCCUUCCAUUUGCUAGUGAAGAUGAUAUCAAGUCUAUGACUUCAGGGUCAAGUACUUCAUUAUCUCCAAAGCAAUUGAAACUGUUAUCAAAUUCUCCUAUUUUCAAUCGUUUACAUGUCAGCACAUCGCCUGAGCGCAGCCAAUAUGUAAUCCCAAUUCCUUUCACCCUUAAACUACCCCCUAAAUUGAGUUCCCAAAAUCAAAAUCCUCCACUAUCCAGAUCAGGCUCUCCUGAAAGAUCAAACUGGAAUGAAAGAGGGAAUUCUCCAACCAGAUCACGUUCUCCUAAUAAACUAAGUAGACUUGUUUACAACGGAAGCACAUACGAAAAGUUGGACUCACUGUCAGACAGUGAAGUUGAAGAAGAAAGGAAUCAUAUGGUUAUGAUACGUCGCCCUGCACCUCCUCCAGUUACUACUAAUAAAAGAAAAUCAAAGAAACAGAAUAUUCAGGCGAAGCAAAUGUCUCACGAUGAGUUGAGCACAAUUGAUGAAGCUAGCAACUACGCUAAUUCAAGAACUCCAAGCACUAAAUCAAGAGAGGAGAAAUCAUUGCCUCUUCCCCCAUCAAAUGAAAGAGCCAAUAUUGGAAAGAUUUUACCCCAAAGUUCAAAAGAAUCGCAAUUGACCUUGCCUUCCUCAAUUGAAACCCAAGACAAAUUCACAUUCAGGGUUCCAAAAUGCGCUACUAAUUCAAGAGAUACAUAUAAUAGAAAUUUUUUGGUUCCAGAGAAUAACCACCAAACUAUAAAUGAUACUUUAAAAGCUUUUCCAUCUUCGGUUACUAGUAAUGCAACAGAGGAUAAUAUUCGACAGCUUCAGUUUUCGAAUGCUCCUAUUGAAUCUACUGAUACUGUGUUAAAAAUUCAUAAAAGAAGUUUUAGCGAUGAAUCUAAAGUUUCUUCUCUUAGUUCAUUUAGUUCAUUCGGAGGUAUGCUAAACACCUCUCCCUCGCCGAACUUAUUUAUCAAUAAUCAUACGGGGUCACAGUUAUUACAAUCAAAAGUUGAUACUCAAUUACAAAAAAUAGAGGACUCUAGAACCAUCAGUAAUGGAUCAACAACGUCUUGUGAAUCGGAAACUUGCAGUAAUGCCUCAUGGAACUCGUUACAAAAGAGUAUUGAUAUUAGUGAUGCAAAAAGUCUUUCGGAGUCCCCAGUUUUACAGGGUAAAGAAAUAUCCUCCACAGCAGCAACGCCUUCAAAUAAAUCAAACAAUAUGAAUUCAAAUCCAUCUAAUACCACCGAUGGUUUACAUGGUACUUUAAGGUUAAGUAAUGAAUUGAAUUGUAGUGAUUCAGAUGAAUCGGAAAUUGCAGAUUUAUAUUUGAAUGAGUCUGAUGUUUCUAUGAAUGAUAAUACUAAUACUGAAGUACCUGAUUUUCAAAAGGCAACAAUAUAUUUUGAAAGUGAUAACGAAGGUGCUGGUACUAAAUUUAAUUUUCCGGCUGGGAGCAGCAAUAUCACUAACAGUAAAGAAUUGAAACAUACUAAAUCACAUAGCUCAAGCCUUCGAUCUAGUGCUUAUAUUGCACAAUAUAGAUCUCCAUCUGGUCAAAUAGAGAUUCCUGAUUUAGAUGAUAAGUCUACUACAGGAAAGUAUUCUGUGACCAGAUCGUCUUGCUCAUUCAAUGGCACUACCUUCGAUGAUAUUAAUUGUGAGGAUUCUGAUGAUACCGGAAUAGAAAGUGGUGAUAGCUCUAAAUUAGAGCCAAUUGGAUUCCCUAGCAAGGCUGCAAGAAAUGUAAUCAAGGAACAAUUUAAGUCCAUGCAUGGAGAUGAUGAUUCUGAUACAGAUAUAGAAUCCGCUAAGUAUUCGUACUUCUCCUCAACGACACCUAAAUCAAAAUCAACUCCAUGUCUCUCACUUAGUGAACGACAAUUACCACCACUUCCUGAUAAAGCCGAUAUUAGACAUCCACAGCCUAAAUCUCCAGUUAAGCAUAUACGUCAUAAAUCUAUGUUUAGCAUCGAUUUUGACCCAAAUUCAGCAUCAGCAUCUAUGCUGCAAACUACAAGACCGAAGUAUCAUAACAGAUCAAAAUCAAUGGACUUGAAUAAUAUAAUAUCACCAUCUAAUAUCUCAAAUACAACCUCAGAAACAUUACCACUAAAGAUUAAAGACACAAAGGAAGUAGCUUCGCCCGAAGAGAUGAAAAUACUGGUUACCGAACCUCCGAAACCAAUUGAUUACGCAGUUGAUUUUAAAGAGGCUACAGUCAAUGAUAACUCGGCUAAUAUUGUUGGUGAACUUAAUGACAAAGGAACUUGCUAUGAAUACCAACGCAGUCAGAGUAGCAAUAAGAGUAUCCAGAAGUUUUCAGAAGACUUUAACAAACUUAACAUAAAUCAAAACAACGUUAGCCCGAAGCGUACUCCUUACGAUAUGAAUCAACCUCAAAAUUACGAAUUUGGAUUAAAUCCUACACCUUACAACAUUCCAACACCUAUUCGUUCUAAUAUGACUGAAUCUAGUUCUGGUUCAAGCUAUCAAUCAAGCAGGAGUACUAAAAAUACUAAUUAUACCUCAAUGUCUGAUAGUGAUAGUGUUAUUAUUGACUUGACGAAAGAUAAGUACGAUGUAUGUAUGAUACAAAGAAACAGUUCAACUCAGUCGUAUAGAUCAAUCACAGAAAGGACGAAGGAAGGAAAAGAAGUUGAAGUGGUAUUAGUGGAUGAUGAAGACGAAAAUGAAGAUGAAGUCGAUGAAUUGGCCAGUAUUUACUCGAAGUAUAGAAAUAACUGGAUAUUUAGAACAGGAUCUACUGCCUCUUGUUCUUCUAAUGCAAGUACCGCCUCAUUUGAAAGUGGUAUAGCUUCAGAGUCUCAAUUAAAAUUGAAGCCAUCCGCAAGCUUGGUUUCUAGACAUAAAAAAAUACAGUCACCAAGCAAUAUAGAUAGAUUAUCCUCGCAAAUUCAAAAGCAAAGGUUUAGUGAGAUACAAACCUUACAAUUAAGAAAAUCAAAUGUUGGAAACCCUACAAUAAAUCAAUAUCCUAGAGUAAAAGAAAAUUCCUUAAAUGUUAAACAAGUGACAAAGGAAUUACCAAGAGUGCAAGCAUCUUACGGUACAGCAGAUGGCAUAUCCUCUCCGAAUUUAAACUCAAAGUAUUUUGAUUAUGCAUCUGACAGUUAUGAUUUCAACAGCUUUAUGAAACAGCAGGUGAACCCUAGAUAA